AUGACAGAUGCUUGGACAGACAGAAAAAGGAGGAGUAUCAUGAACCUAUGUGUUAAUUCUAAUGCAGGUACUGUUUUUUUGUCUUCCAAAGAGUCUUCAGACGAAGCACAUACAAGCGAACUCAUUUUUGAAUAUGUGGACAAGUGCAUUGAGCAAGUUGGCCCACAAAAUGUCAUCCAAGUAGUAACAGACAAUGCUGCCAACAAUAUGGGAGCAGCAAAAUUAUUGAAAUUGAAGAGGCCAAAUAUCUUUUGGACAUCAUGUGCUACUCACACUAUCAAUUUGAUGCUUGAAAGUAUUGGAAAACUACCAAAGUUUAAAAAAGUCAUUGAUCAGGCCAAGAGUUUGACGAUCUUCAUUUAUGCACACCAUAAGACAUUGUCCUUAAUGAGAUCAUUUACAAAGAAGAGGGAUAUUGUGAGACCGGGAGUUACUAGAUUCGCUUCUUCUUUCCUUACUUUGCAAAGUUUGAUGGAGAAAAAAGCUCAAAUGAGGACAAUGUUUACUAGCUCUGAAUGGGAUGAGUGCAAAUGGUCAAAGAUUGUUAAAGGGAAAGCAACAUAUGCUACUGUGAUGAGCAUUACUUUUUGGAAUGGUGUGAAUUUAUGCCUCAAGGUUUUUGCUCCUUUGGUGAAGGUACUUCGAAUUGUUGAUGCAGAUAAAAAGCCUUCUAUGAGCUUUUUAUAUGGAGAGCUUAAGCAUGCAAAGGAAGCUAUUAUGCAGGCCCUAAAUAAUAUUGAGAAGAACUAUCAACCUAUUAUUGAGAUUAUUGAAGCAAGGGUAAAAGAUAGGCUAGAUAGUCCACUACAUUUUGCGGCUUACCUUUUGAAUCCCUAUUACUUUUUUAAGGAUAUGAGUAUAAAACUUGAUCAUGAAGUCAUGGAUGGAUUUUUUAACUGUGUGGAGAUGUUUUAUGAUACCAAUGGUGAAUUGCAAGGUCAUGUUGUAAAUAUUGAGUUGCCAAAAUAUACUCAUAAAGAAGGAACUUUUGGAAAAUCGUGA
Diospyros lotus (date-plum) is the source of this 1002-nucleotide messenger RNA. RefSeq lists its product as uncharacterized. The transcript has a single exon. The record is from RefSeq and is a predicted model, not a curated record. NCBI's taxonomy places the organism in Eukaryota, Viridiplantae, Streptophyta, Magnoliopsida, Ericales, Ebenaceae. The coding region runs from base 1 to 1002 and encodes 333 amino acids.